This is a messenger RNA of Podarcis raffonei (Aeolian wall lizard), 1997 nucleotides long. RefSeq names its product endothelin receptor type B (gene EDNRB). NCBI's taxonomy places the organism in Eukaryota, Metazoa, Chordata, Lepidosauria, Squamata, Lacertidae. Gene Ontology annotation, cellular component: membrane. The transcript is spliced from 8 exons. The coding region runs from base 19 to 1515 and encodes 498 amino acids. Gene Ontology annotation, biological process: enteric nervous system development; vasoconstriction; G protein-coupled receptor signaling pathway. The record is from RefSeq and is a predicted model, not a curated record. Gene Ontology annotation, molecular function: endothelin receptor activity.
GGGGAGACUGUCUUCAGAAUGCUCCAUUAUCAAAACCCUGUACACUGUAGACACCAGACAAGCAGUGGGCAGACAAACUAUCUCAAGCAAGAAAGGGUUUUCUACAAGCAGUUGGAACUAAAUCAAGGACUCUUCCGCUUGGACAAUUUACAAGACCCAAGGCGGCGGCGUGCGCACCAGUCUCCUCCGGCAGCGGUCAUGGGUAGGCGUAGCGCCUGGGAGCUGUGGCUCCUGGCGCUCUUCUUGCUCCGCUACGGCGCAGCGCUGGAGCCCAGCAGCGCCUCUCCGGCGCGCCUCGAGGGGGAGGCCGGGCGCAGCAGCCCCGCCGCUGGCGCUGGGAAGAGCAGCGUCGCCCCGAUCGCCGCCGGAGAGCAGCUGGAGGAAGAGGACACCGGUAGCUCCAACCUCUCCAAGGCGCUGGCGCCCGGGAAGGGCGACCGAGGGUCGUACCCGCCGUGCGCCAGGAAGACGGACAUCGCCGAGGCGUUCAAGUAUGUCAACACGGUGGUGGCUUGCGCCGUCUUCGUGCUGGGCAUCAUCGGCAACUCCACGCUGCUGCGGAUCAUCUACAAGAACAAAUGCAUGAGGAACGGCCCCAACAUCCUCAUCGCCAGCCUGGCGCUGGGAGACCUGCUGCUCAUCAUCAUCGACAUCCCCAUCAAUUUGUACAAGCUCCAUGCGGAAAACUGGCCAUUUGGGGCUGCCGUGUGUAAACUGGUCCCCUUCAUUCAAAAGACAUCGUUGGGCAUCACUGUGUUAAGUUUAUGUGCUCUCAGUAUUGAUAGGUAUCGGGCAGUCGCUUCAUGGAGCCGCAUCAAGGGAAUUGGAGUCCCAAUGUGGACAGCGGUCGAAAUCGUCCUGAUCUGGGCCAUGUCUCUUGUUUUAGCUGUCCCCGAGGCUUUAGGCUUUGAUUUGAUUACCCUCCCAUACCACGGCCAGAAACUUAAAGUGUGUCUACUUAAUCCCCGCCAGGAAACUACUUUCAUGCAGCUUUACAAGGAUGCUAAAGACUGGUGGCUCUUCAGCUUUUAUUUCUGCUUGCCCUUGGCAACCACGGGCCUUUUCUACACUUUGAUGACCUGCGAGAUGCUCAGGAAGAAGAGUGGGAUGCAGAUCGCUUUAAACGACCACUUAAAACAGAGACGCGAAGUGGCCAGAACCGUGUUCUUCUUAGUGCUUGUCUUCGCUGUGUGUUGGCUUCCUCUCCACCUUGGUAGGAUACUGAAGUUUGCUCUUUACGAUGCGAGUGACCCAAACAGAUGCGAACUUCUGAGCUUUUUGCUCAUAUGGAACUACAUUGCUAUGAACAUGGCAUCCCUGAAUUCCUGCAUUAAUCCAAUUGCUCUCUAUUGGGUGAGCAAAAGAUUCAAAAACUGCUUUAAGUCAUGUCUCUGUUGCUGGUGCCAUUCGAAAGAUAUGCUGUCCCUGGAUGAGAAGCAGUCCUGCUUAAAGUUCAGAGCCAAUGAUCAUGGGUAUGACAAUUUCCGCUCCAGCAACAAGUACAGCUCGUCUUAAGAAAGGGAAAUGUACCCUCAGCUCCUGCGACAAAAGACUGUUAACGUUAAAAACAGCAGAUUUCCGGGGAGAAACGAGUUUGGAGUUUGCUCGGGAAACCAAAUUGCAAAACUUUGCUUACAGUCUGUACCAGUUGUGAUUACGCACGGCGCCCGUAGCUAUUUGAACACAUGAAAAUCACCAGGAGAUGCAAAAAAAAAGAAAACCCCUUGUUGAAAGCACUUAAACUCUUUGGAAUGAGCACUUCCAGAUCAUCUUCAAAUCCUGUGAACGAAACAACUCUGUAUUCAUUGAACUAGCCCUGGGAGCCUGAGUAAUAAUUCUUUGUAUAUAGUAUACCAUGGCUAUUGUUUGGGACAAAGCCAGCUUUGUCUAUAAAUUACUGUAAUCUUUCUUUCUUUCUUUCUUUCUUUCUUUCUUUCUUUCUUUCUUUCUUUCUUUGGUGGGAGAGAUUAAAAGAUACAGGCAUGUCCAAAACAUAA